UGCUAUUUCAAUUUCAACCUCAGAAACCCAAGGAAAGCUUACACAGUAUCAGAACCACAGGAAGAAAAACAAUCAAAAAAUCUUACUUCCUGUGGACCAGCCUUAACGGCAGAUUUAGAUCUGGAAAAACAGCAUGGAAAGGUAAUUCAACGAAGAGCAGGAGGAAACAAUAAACUAUUAGAAAAAGGGAAGGAAACACCAUCAUCACUUGUCAUUGAUCUACUGACAAGCAUAAGCAACUGUUAUUACUGCAGGGAAAUACACAAAGAAGGCUGUCAGUCAAGUCCCUGA
This is a messenger RNA of Porites evermanni, 291 nucleotides long. The record is from the annotation of a GenBank genome assembly. NCBI's taxonomy places the organism in Eukaryota, Metazoa, Cnidaria, Anthozoa, Scleractinia, Poritidae.